Molecule: messenger RNA, 1769 nt
Organism: Panonychus citri (citrus red mite)
Lineage: Eukaryota; Metazoa; Arthropoda; Arachnida; Trombidiformes; Tetranychidae
Product: vacuole membrane protein 1-like
Exons: 1
Coding region: 111-1391 (426 amino acids)
Source: RefSeq, a predicted model, not a curated record
ACAAAUUGUUACUCUUUGUUUAUGUUGUUUUUUUUUUGUAUUUUCUUUUUUUCUCCCUCACUGAUUAUCUAGUGAAUUAAUUGUUGUUUGUUUAAUUGUCAAUUCUAGUGAUGGCAAUUCGUGAUAUGAAGAAGGACGAUAUUGUCAUAUGGAAGAAGCCAUUUACUACAUUGGAUUAUUUUCUUCGUGAAACUUUUCUCCUUACAAUCCAAGGAAUCAUUUGGUUGAGGGGACAUUUUCUCUCUGCAAUAAUUUUCUUAAUCUCUGUUACAUUGUUGAUCUUCUAUUCAAAUCAAAUAGAAUCACCUUUGAUUAAUUCAUUUAAAACACAAGUAUUAUGGUCACUUUAUUGGCUUGGUUUGGGUAUUUUAUCAUCUGUCGGUUUGGGUACCGGUCUUCAUACUUUUAUACUCUACCUUGGACCUCAUAUUGCAAAGGUAACCCUCGCUGCCUAUGAAUGUGGUAGUUUAAGAUUCCCUGAGCCUCCCUAUCCAGAUGAAAUUGUCUGUCCAGAUAUUCCCGAUACAAGGCCGGUAACUCUUUGGGAUAUCAUGUCAAAGGUCCGAUUGGAAGCAUUCAUGUGGGGAGCAGGUACAGCAUUAGGUGAACUGCCGCCUUAUUUUAUGGCCAAAGUUAAACGUUUAUCUGGAGAGGAGAUGAUUAAAGAAUCAAAGAAGGACAAAAAUGUUCCAGCGAAAGCAAAGACUAAUAAUAAAAAGAUGAAUCUACUUUCUAGGAUAAUGAACGAGAUUUCCGAUACAUUUGAAAAAGCCUCUUCAUGGGUACAAUUUCUAGUGGAGAAAGUUGGUUUCUUUGGAAUAUUAUUUUGUGCCUCUUUUCCUAAUCCCGUCUACGAUUUAGCGGGUAUAACAUGUGGACACUUUUUGGUUCCCUUUUGGACCUUCUUUGGGGCAACACUAAUCGGUAAAGCGGUGAUUAAAAUGCACAUUCAGAAGCUAUUUGUGAUCAUUGCAUUUGAUGAAAAUCUAUUGGAACAUUUUAUCGAUAAAAUCAAAGAUUUACCAAUAUUAGGAGAUUAUCUUCAUAAACCAUUCAGAGAUUUUUUAAUCAAUCAAAAGGAGAGACUUCACAGUAAAGUUGUCACCAAACCUCAUUGGAUCGCAUCUUUAUUUGAGAAAUUAGUUGUGGCGAUGAUUAUUUAUUUCAUUUUAUCGAUAAUUAAUUCGCUUGCCCAAAAAUACCAUUCCCGGAUUACGAAUACAUUGACAAAAUCAUCUAAACCUUUAUCGUCAACCUCAAAAUCCAUUUCACAAUCAAGUAAAUUGUCAUCAUCAAAGUCUCCAUCUCCAUCAACUUUGACAUCCAACAAAUCAUCAAACAUUGACACUCUCGAUUCAUCAUUGAACAAACGAAAAAAGAAAAGGAGAUAAAAAAAAUUAACGUUGAUUAGUUAAUUCUCAAUUAGAUAAUAUAAAUAUUAAUACAAAAAGGAAGGAUUCAGAAAGAGACUACUCAAGAACAAAUCAAAUCUAUUUAAGUCAACAAAGUGCAAAAAAAGAAUCAAUUUAACCAGUGAAUUAACCCAAUUUCUCAAUGAAAAUGGAAUCCAUUUGCCACCCACCGGUUAUUAUAAUUGAUUAUCGAUAAUCUUUCAUAAUUUACUCUUUUCGAAGUCAAAGAAAAAAAAAUGAUAAUAAUUAUGUAUUUGUCUUUACACUCACUCUCUUUAUCGUCCUUAAUCCUGAACUAUUUCAAUAUAAGAUGAGGAUUAAUGAUCGAUUACAAUUAAAAGGGAAUACAAUUAAUAA